AGGCGAUAAACAUUCCCAGCUCCAACGAGUCAAAAGCCAGCACAAACAAACAACGGCACGCAGAAGCUCAAAGAGAAGCAAGAACACUGUGCCGGCGGCCGAUCGAAUCCACCGAGCAAUCGUCGUGCGCUGCCGCGGAGCCUCCAAGGCGGCGGAGAUCGAUCUGCGACAUACGAUGGCGGCGCCCUACUACGGCGGAGGCCCUGCGCCGCCACCGGCGGCGGCGCCGGCCCCUGUGGCGGUGGUGUCCCCGCAGUUCUGCGCGCCGUACGUGGUGCCCCUGACGGUGACCAAGAAGGCCAUCAGCCUCUCCGACGGCGACUUCACCGUCACCGACGCCAACGGCGCCGUCGUGCUGCGGGUCAAGGGCGCCAUCUUCAGCGUCCGCCACCGCCGCGUCCUCCUCGACGCCGCCGGCCAGCCCAUCCUGUCCAUGCAGGAGAAGGUAUUUAGCAUGCACAACAGGUGGGAGGUCUUCAGAGGGGAUAGCUCCAACGCAAGCGACUUGCUCUUCACUGCCAAGAAAUCUUCCAUCAUCCAACUAAAGACAGAGAUGGACAUCUUCCUGGCUGCCAACACCGCGCAGCAGUUGUGCGAUUUCAAGAUCAAGGGUAGCUACUUCGACAGGUCAUGCGCCUUCUACCUUGGCGACUCUAACAACAUGAUUGCUCAAAUGAACCGUCAGUUUACUGUCUCGAACGUACUGCUUGGGAAGGACACGUUCGGUGUCACCGUGUUCCCAAAUGUUGACUACGUGUUCAUCGCAGCUCUUGUUGUGAUACUGGAUGAGAUUCAUAGGGAACGAUCCGACUGAGGACCGGUACAUAUGCACAAGAUCAUCAUGUUCCAGCACGUUAUAUAUAUAGUAGUAUAAUAUAUAUUAUCACAAGUUGUUGUCACCUGCUUUAUCCAUGUAUUUGAGGGUUUUGAAUAUGUCCAAUUAUACUAGAAAGAUCUACUAUUGAACAUUUGAACUUUGUUGUUUAAUAUUAUGCCAAUGUUCAUAGUAUUGUGUAUUGAUUUAUUUUUCAUAUAUUUCGAGAUUUUUUUU
Molecule: messenger RNA, 1051 nt
Organism: Sorghum bicolor (sorghum)
Lineage: Eukaryota; Viridiplantae; Streptophyta; Magnoliopsida; Poales; Poaceae
Product: protein LURP-one-related 15-like
Exons: 3
Coding region: 176-814 (212 amino acids)
Source: RefSeq, a predicted model, not a curated record